AUGGCAUCCACCCUGGAGAAAUUCAUUCAUUCUCUGGACCCAAGAACCCUUCCCAGAGUUCUCCAAAUCCAGUCAGGCAUCUAUACCCAAGGCUCCAUCUAUGAAAUGGCUGGAAAUGAAUGCUGCCUGUCAACAGGAGAAGUCAUUAAAGUUAUUGGCUUCAAAAUUAAUAAGCUCAUAGCAAGUAUCUGUGAGAAUAAUGAAGUCAGCCGGUUUUCAGCCAAAGUGGAAUUACCACUAAAUUUUCCAGGUCUUUUUAAGAUUGUGGCAGAUAAAACUCCAUAUGUUAGCAUUGAAGAAAUUACAACAAAAGUCUCUAUUGGGCCAAAAAGAUUUGUCCAUCCAUGUUUCUACAGCCCUGAAGAUAUAAAACUGGCAAACUUCACUAUCAAACAUGGAGAGCAAAUCACCUUCAACUCAGUGGAAGAGGUCAACGGAGUGAUGGUUGUGAACUGUGGAGUAGUCAGAAAUAAUCAGUCUCAUUCCUUUACUUUGCCCCUUUCACAUGAAGGAAAAUUCUAUGAAUGUGAGGAUGAUCAGAUAUACACCCUAAAAGAGAUUGCAGAAUGGAAAAUCCCUAAAUGCAGAAGCCGGAUUGUCAAACUUUCCAACACUUUUCACUCAUGGGACUCCUCUAAUCCGCUGCCUGAGAAUUUUGAUGGGUGCUUGAUUCUCACACCUGUCUAUGAAGUGCAGGCAGUAAUGAAAUUUCGAAAGGAAAUAGUUCAUAUCCUCUCAGACCUAGAUGUUGAGGUCAAGGAUAUAACAGAAUAUUAUGAUACCAGCUCUUUCCUUCAGCCACUGUCUUUGGAAGAUGUAUUUGAGAGAACAAGCAAGGAGUUUCCUAUGGCUGCUGAGAUAGUGGAAGGGCCUUCAGGAAGCCACAAAACUUGUAGCCUCAUGUGUACAGGAAAAGAGAUUAUAAUCUACAAGAAGUACCAGGCAACAAGAGUCCUAGCCUCUGAGAUCAGAAGUGAUUCUCCCAAAAGACAUUUUUUAAUCCCUAUGAGCUACAAAGGGAAGUUCAAGAGAAGGCCUCGGAAGUUUCCAACUGCCUAUGACUUGGAGGUAGCAAGAAGUGGAAAGGAACAGCUUCAUAUUGUUGCAACUAAAGCCUUUGACUCCCCUCAUAUAGAGCUUUUUUCUGUUUCUGUUGGAGAUCAAUUUCUAGUUCAGCAAUGCCAGACUAGAGAAGUUUUCUAUGAGGAAAGAAAGACACUCAUAGACGUUUUAGCUUGUGAACAAAUACUGAGUGAUACGUAUAAAAAAGUGCUCCUCCCGAUGUACUUGGAAGGUGGCUUUGUGGAAGUGAUUCAUGACAAGAAACAAUACCAGCUCUCUGAGAUCUGCAAAGAAUUUUGUUUGCCUUUUAAUGUCAAAGUGUCUGUGAGGGACCUUUCUGUUGAGGAAGACGUCUUGGCUGCUGUGCCUGGUCUGCAGUUUGAAGAAGAAAUCACAGACUCUUAUUUGCUGGUCAGUACAGCCAACAGUCCAGUGGACCUCUGGGAGAUUCCUGUAUAUCGUGUAAGCAUGUCAGUCCAUUUGCUCAGUAAAGAUGUCCAGGCAGCUAUACCACCUGAGACUAAAGCAACAGUGGAAGAGAUCAGUGAAGAGCAAUACUAUAUGGUGCGAAGAUAUGAAAACCAAACCCUUCAUCCACCACCCAGGCCUCCCAAAACGCCAACAACACUUGUACCAAAACCUAAGUUUGCAGUACCCAAGCAAGAUGUUGCUGGUGUGCUACAGGCUCCCAAGAAUUUCUGUGUAGACACCACCAAGAAAUUGUACUCAAAUCUGGCUGCUGAUGUUUUGGAAUUACAAAUUAGUUGUCAAAACGAUCUGGUGCAUCGUGAGAAUAAGGACGUGACUGGGAAAGCUGCAUUAGUGGAAACCAGUGUGAUUAAAGGGAAUGCACUUAGGAAGUGUGAGACAGAAAAGGAAGAGGAAGAAGAGCAUGACUAUGACUAUGUGGAUGAAAACAUAAUUGAAAACAUAAGAAAGGCAUUUCAAGACACCACUGCUAGAAAUAAGUAUGCAGUCCUUGAAGGAAGAAGGUGA
Molecule: messenger RNA, 2058 nt
Organism: Calypte anna (Anna's hummingbird)
Lineage: Eukaryota; Metazoa; Chordata; Aves; Apodiformes; Trochilidae
Gene: THEMIS
Product: thymocyte selection associated
Exons: 6
Coding region: 1-2058 (685 amino acids)
Biological process (GO): T cell receptor signaling pathway
Source: RefSeq, a predicted model, not a curated record